Grosmannia clavigera kw1407 is the source of this 1290-nucleotide messenger RNA. Its product is annotated as purine nucleoside permease. Bases 1 to 1290 code for a protein of 429 amino acids. The record is from RefSeq and is a predicted model, not a curated record. Gene Ontology annotation, cellular component: endoplasmic reticulum. Lineage: Eukaryota; Fungi; Ascomycota; Sordariomycetes; Ophiostomatales; Ophiostomataceae. The transcript is spliced from 2 exons. Gene Ontology annotation, biological process: transmembrane transport.
AUGCGUUUCUCCUCUGUGGCCACGGCCCUGCUGGCCACUGCCCAGUAUGUUGCUGCGGCUCCCUCUUUUCCGGCGAUUGACAACAAGCACAACGGCAAGAUCGCACCGAAAGUCAUGAUUGUCAGCCUGUUCCACCCCGAAGCCGCUAUCUGGUACAGCAAUCUGCCUAGCAGCGGUCUAGGCAAUCUGAUGGACGUCAACAUCACGGCGCCCGGACUGUCGAUGCUUUUUCCCCACGUGCACUGUGUGGCCGAUCACAGCAUCUGCCAGAUGACCACGGGUGAGUCGGAGAUCAACGCAGCCUCAACCGUCAUGGCUGCCGUGCUCUCGGGCAAAUUCGACCUGACCGAGACGUACUUCAUGAUCGCCGGCAUUGGCGGUGUCAACCCCAAGUACAGCACGCUGGGCGGCGUUGCUCUGGCCCGCUACUCGGUGCAGGUGGCCCUGCAGUACGAGUUUGACGCGCGCGAGAUGCCGGCAAACUGGUCCACCGGCUACUUUGGCUACGGCACCGAAGAGCCCGACGUCUACCCCGGCAACCAGUAUGGCACCGAGGUGCUCGAGGUCAGCGAGACGCUGCGCGACAUCGCCUUUGGCUAUGCCAGCAAGGCCAACCUCACCGACGACCCGAUUGCGGCUGAGUACAGAGCCAGGUAUGCGGCCGCGGCUGACGGCAUCUACACCGCCGGCACAGCUGUGCCCUCGGUCGUCAAGUGCGACACGGCUACCAGCGACGUCUACUACUCGGGCACCAUCCUGGGCGAGGCCUUUGAGAACGUCACCAAGGUGUGGACCAACGGCACGGGCGAGUACUGCAUGACCGCGCAGGAGGACAGCGCCGUGCUCGAGGUGCUCGUGCGCCUCGCCAUCGAGGGCAUGGUUGACUUCAAGCGCGUCAUCCUCAUGCGCACCGGCUCCGACUUUGACCGCCCGCCACCGGGCAUCACGGCUUUUGCCAACCUGGUUACCGUCGAUCAGAACGGCUUCGAGAUUGCCAUCAAGAACAUCUACAACGCCGGCAUCGAGAUCGUCAAGGGCAUCCUGAAGAACUGGGACUGCACUUUCAAGGAGGGCGUCACGCCCACCAACUACGUUGGCGACAUAUUUGGCAGCCUGGGCGGUGAGCCUGACUUCGGCCCCGGCAGCCUGACCGGCGGCAUCGGCUACCUGCCGGGCGGCCGCUCGGGCGACCUGACCAAGCGCAGCACCAAGCUGACUCGUCGCACCGCCACGACCAAGCGUGCCAAGCGCGGAAUUGUCGUGUCUGUCCGCCCGUCCAAGGAGCAGUGA